Glycine soja is the source of this 1313-nucleotide messenger RNA. RefSeq lists its product as uncharacterized. Bases 109 to 1071 code for a protein of 320 amino acids. The record is from RefSeq and is a predicted model, not a curated record. Lineage: Eukaryota; Viridiplantae; Streptophyta; Magnoliopsida; Fabales; Fabaceae. The transcript has a single exon.
UCCAAUCGCCCCUUCAGGAUUCAUUUGCAAUCCACACGCCUCUACCUCUUCCUCUUUCCUCCUCCAUCAUCUCACCAAAUUAACAUCAGAGUAAGUACCAGCACAGUGAUGGCAACGGCAACGAACCUAACCCUAUGGGGAAUCCUCUCCGAAUCAAAACGCAUAAUCAACGCCCACUCUCGCCACUUCCUGGCCCUUUCCGUCAUCUUCCUCCUCCCUCUCUCCUUCUCCCUCAUCGUCUCCCCUUCCCUCUUCCCUCUCUUAUACCCUCAACACUCCUCCCACGUCCACAUCCUCCGACGCCAAACCCUACCCCAACCCCAAACCCUAACCCUAACCACUUCUCUCUCCUUAUCCCUCCCCAUCCCCUUCCUCCUCUUCUUCCUCUUCGUAGUCUUCUUCUCCUUAUUCGCCCUCGCCUCCAUCACCCACAGUGUCUUCCACGGCUUCUUCGGCCGCCCCGUAAAACUCCCGUCCGCGCUCCUCUCCGUCGCCACCUCCUUCCUCCCCCUCCUCGUCACCUCCUUCAUCACCAACCUCAUUCUUCUCUCUCUCUCACUCCCCGCCAUCUUCCUCUUUUCCACCACCUCCUCCUCCUCGAUCCUCGUUGCCAUCUCCGCCGUCCUCGUCCUCCUCGCCAUCGUCUACCUCCGCGUAUCCUGGUCCCUCGCCUCCGUCGUCGCCGUCACCGAAUCCACUUGCGGCGGCCUCCACCCCCUCCGCCGCAGCGCCUUCCUCACCAAAGGAAUGAGAACCCUCGCCGCCUCCUGCUUCCUCUUCUUCGGCUCCCUGCAGACCAUCCUCCUCUGGACCGCCUCCAUGCUCGUCGUGGGCUCUGACGGCUGGGCCUGGAAAGACUGGGCUUUCGUCGUCCAGAUCGUCCUCACCUCCACGCUCCUCGUGCUCCUCAUGCUCUACAACGCCGCCGCCGACACUGUCCUCUACAUGUACUGCAAGGCCGUCCACGGCGAGCUCGCGCUCGAGAUUGCGGAGGAGUUCGCCUGGCAGUACGUUUGCUUGCCGUUCGACGACGGCAAGGUCCCUCACGUUGUUUCCGUUGUCCGUGUUUAGUGUAGCUUGUUUUGGAUUCCUUUGUUUUUUUGUAACGCAGUGUGCAUAAGUGUAAUCCAUCCCAAACUUUUAGGUCAAGGGGAUCUAGUCUAGCUCUCGAUUGAGAAGUGUGCGUCAGUUAUUGGAAAAUCUCAUAUCAUCUUUGAUUCUCACUCAAAAAAAAAUCUCAAGCUUUUAGUCGUGUAAAUUUCUGGACUAAUUAAUAAUUAACUGUUACAUUGUUAAUUGGAGUGUGGAACUUG